Messenger RNA from Cylindrotheca closterium, 2055 nucleotides. The record is from the annotation of a GenBank genome assembly. NCBI's taxonomy places the organism in Eukaryota, Bacillariophyta, Bacillariophyceae, Bacillariales, Bacillariaceae.
AUGAAAUACACUGCUGCCAUUCUUGCAGCUGUGUUCAGCGUUGCCAAUGCUCAAUUCCAACCCAUUGCGGAUGCAGGAGAAUACUCUGCCCUCUUGGACGCUGUCGUCGCCACUGGAAGUGGUUCCACUCUUGUGUCUGCUGCCCCCGUCACCAUCUUUGGGCCCAAGGACUCCGCCUUUGAAGCCAUCCAAGACAUUGUUGACAGAUUGAAUGAAGAACAGCUUACUGCCGUGCUUCUUGACCACGUUGUUGUCGGAGGCGCUGUGGAUUCCGCCACCGUCGUCGCUGAAGGAUGCAUCGAGGCCGAAACCGCCGGAGGACUCAUGCUCGGAAUCAAAUACGAUGCCGAUACCAACUCUGUCACUGUCAACGGAAUCGCCGUAACUGCCUUUGACAUUACCGGAGACUACGGUGUCCUUCACGGAAUCGAAUCCGUCCUCGUCCCCGGUUUGCAGGGAGAUUUUGUUCCAUGCCCACCCCCUGCCAUUGUUGCCCCCAUCGCCAACAAUGGAAACUACGGAAUCCUCCUCGAGGCUCUCCUAGGAAUAGAGGAUCUUCUCCCCACGAUCGAAGGCGCUGCCCCUGUUACCAUCUUUGGACCCAAGGACUCUGCCUUCCGAGCCAUCCGAUCGUCUGUGGAAAACCUUUCGGAAGAAGAAACCACGGCUCUUCUUUUGAAUCACGUCAUUGUCGGAGCCGCUGUGAAUUCCUCCCAAGUUGCCGAGAAAGGAUGUAUCGAGGCCGAAACCGCCGGAGGACUCAUGCUCGGAAUCUUGUUCAACCCCGAUGACAGCACGGUCACUAUCAACGGAAUCCCCGUGACUGACUUUGACAUUGCUGGUGACUACGGCAUCCUUCAUGGAAUCGAAUCCGUCCUCAUCCCUGGUGACCAAGGAGACUUUAUUCCAUGCCCAGCCUUUGCGGCCGAUUUUACGCCCAUUGCCGAGAAGGGAAUCUACAGUACUCUUUUGGGUGCAGUAGUCUCUACGGGAAAUGACGCCGUCAUUAGCCAAAAUGUUCCUGUCACCAUCUUUGGACCCAACGACGAUGCCUUUGCUGCCAUUCAAGAUACCGUUGAUGGUCUAUCCACUGAAGCGCUCUCUGGCGUUCUUUUGAACCACGUCGUCGUUGGAGCCGCUGUGGAAUCUAGUGCUGUUGUCAAAGCUGGAUGUUUGGAAGCCGUUGCCGCUGGAGGCAUGAACCUUGCCAUCCGAUACAACGCCACCACUCAGGUCGCCGAUGUCAACGGAAUUGUCAUCAAUGACUUUGAUGUCACUGGUAACUAUGGAGUCUUGCAUGGUAUUGCGAGUGUCAUUACCAGCUCUGAUGGAUACGUUGCAUGCCCAAUUCUUUCUGUCGUUGAGCAAGUUGCUGCCACCGGAAAUUACAACACUCUUCUUGGUUUCCUUGACAACCCAAUGCUUCAAGGACAACUUGAGAAUGUUGGGCCCAUCACUAUCUUUGGACCCAACGAUGCAGCCUUCGCCGCCGUGUCUAGCGACCUUGAUGGAAUCGACCAAGCUACUUUGAUCCAAACUCUUGGAGGCCACGUCGUCGCAGGAGUCUACACUGCUGCCGAUGUCAAGGCUGAAGGAUGCGUCCUCCUUGAUACCAUUGUCGGAACCAAGGUUCGUGCCAUGUUCGUCGAAAGCGACGACGGUUGCCGCAGAAAGUUGGCGGGACACGAAAUGCCCACCGACCCUUGCUGCCGCAGAAGAUUGGCCGGACACGAAAUGCCCGCCGACGAUGGUUGCCGCAGAAACUUGGCUGGACAUGAAAUGGUUGAUGACUCUUCCAUGGGUCACGUCAUGAUCAACGACGCCAUGGUCAUCCUUGCCGAUAUCGAAGACGGGACCAGCAUCUUCCACGGACUUGAUAAGGUUCUUCUCGGAGGCACCUUCGAAUGCCCAACCGAUGUUCCUGUUGCUGGCCCAACCACUGCGCCUGCCCCUGCUGGUGAUGUGGGAACCAUGGAUGAAGGAUCCAGUGCUGCUUUCUCUGGAAUCUCUGCAUUUUUGGCCGCUGUUGUUGCCCUUUCCGCCUUUGUCGUCUAA